Messenger RNA from Scophthalmus maximus (turbot), 1260 nucleotides. It is a transcript of the gene nudt18, whose product is annotated as nudix (nucleoside diphosphate linked moiety X)-type motif 18. The record is from RefSeq and is a predicted model, not a curated record. The transcript is spliced from 7 exons. Lineage: Eukaryota; Metazoa; Chordata; Actinopteri; Pleuronectiformes; Scophthalmidae. Gene Ontology annotation, molecular function: 8-oxo-dGDP phosphatase activity; 8-oxo-GDP phosphatase activity; magnesium ion binding. The coding region runs from base 1 to 1065 and encodes 354 amino acids.
AUGUCGUCGUCCACCGGAGGAAGACACGGCGGUGACGGAGGUGAGGGAGGGGGGGGAGGGGGGGAGGACCUGCGGAAGGUGGAGCAGCAGGUGGAGCAGCUGCUGAGCGGUCAGGGGUCAGAGGUCAGCAGCUGCGACGUGGGCCUGGACCAGAGCAAACCUGCGACGCUGAGGAAGAACGUGACCUUCAUCGUCUGCGCCGUCGUCUUCAACGACGAGGACCAGGUGCUGAUGGUGCAGGAGGCGAAGCAGGACUGUUACAAACUGUGGUACCUUCCUGCAGGCAGGGUGGAGGUGGGGGAGAGUCUGGAGGAGGCGCUGAGGAGGGAGGUGAAGGAGGAGGCGGGGUUUGAAUGUGAGCCUAUCACGUUGCUGCUGAUCCAGGAGCAGGGACCACAGUGGAUCCGCUUCAUCUUCCUGGCCAGGGUCACAGGAGGGACCAUGAAGAGUCUGUUGGCAGCAGAUCACGAGUCUCUUCAGGCGUCGUGGUGGGACCGCCGCUCCGUGCUGCCGCUGCGAGGACGAGACAUCCUCCGCCUCAUCGACUGCGGACUCAAGUACCGUCAGGAUCCCCGGCAUCCCGUCACGUUACCCGUGGACCUGAGUUGCCGCCACGUGCUGCAGAGACUCGUCCUGGUCUUCACCAACGCUGACGACCAGAUCUGGAUCCUGCUCGUCAAAGCCCCGGCGCUCCACCUCCCCACGGCAGCGGCGGUGAAGACCCACGCAGUGACCUGGGCGGCCAACAUGGUGGUGCAGGAGGCCAUGCCGUCGGCGUACUACGACCACGACGUCAACACGCUGGGCGUCCUCAGCCUGCAGCACAACGGCCGGCAGCACGGGAAGACGGACGGCGUCUGCUUCAACACACUGGUGGCCCUGGCGGCCGACCACGUUCGACGCAACGAGGACGGAGAGAAGGCGGAGUGGAUGCCGACGGGACGACCUCCGCCCGUGGAAAACCCUCGGUACGUGUGGGUGGAGGUCCGCAAACCAACGCUGAGAGAGAAGCUGCUGGAAAAGACCAAGAACACCUCCAUGCUCCCUCUUCACAGCCUGUACUGACCACAGGGGGCAGCACUGAGCUGCCUCUGGUCUCUUAUUGUGAAAAGAACAUAGCGACUGUUCGCUUGAAGAAAGGAGCUUUUAUUCUGAAAGAAGACUUGAGCAGUUGGACUGUGGAGAGUUCAAAUGUGAAGGAAGCAAUAAAAUACCAACAUGUUUGAUUUUAUAAUAAAGAUCCAGGAUCUAUUAGUGAAA